AUGAGAACUUUGGCUAUUUUCUGUUUCGGAUUACUAUUUGCUGCAGUGGUAAGCGCUAUUAACUUUGAGGAAGAAUUCCCAAAACACUUUGCCGAGUGUAACUCAAAUGAUGCCACAAAAGUUGACUACGACGCCGUAGCUAAAGCCAAGAGGGGUGAAAAAUUUAAUCCAGAACAGUUGUCCAGCUAUCUUAACUGUAUGUUUACAAAGUUCGGAAUUCAGGAUAAUAAUGGAGAUUAUAAUCAGCAAAAAGUAAAAGAGCUUAUUAAACAUGUUGUCAGUGAUCAAGGAAAUGUUGACACAAUUAUUACCAACUGUGCAACCAGACCUGAGGGUUCCUCUGCAAAGGUUGCAGCCUUAAAUUUACUUGUGUGUUCCAGAAAAUAUGAUAAACUACGUUUUCCCUCCAUAAAAGGGUCAUAUUAG
Molecule: messenger RNA, 426 nt
Organism: Diabrotica balteata
Lineage: Eukaryota; Metazoa; Arthropoda; Insecta; Coleoptera; Chrysomelidae
Source: the annotation of a GenBank genome assembly